AUGUCGCGCCUGAAGGGAGUAGCGAGGCAAAAUCCUCGAGCGGGUUUCAAAGCUGACGCGAGGGACUGCGGUACCUCAGUACCGCAGGGGCUGUUGAAGGCGGCGAGGAAGAGCGGCCAGUUAAACCUGUCGGGUAGGAACCUCAGGGAAGUGCCUCAGUGUGUCUGGAGAAUAAAUGUCGAUAUCCCUGAGGAAGCUAAUCAGAAUUUUACAUUCGGUGCUACUGAGCGAUGGUGGAAGCAGACAGAUUUGACCAAACUAAUUAUAUCAAACAAUAAACUCCAGUCACUUACGGAUGACCUCCGACUCCUGCCUGCACUGACUGUUCCUGAUAUACAUGAUAAUCAGCUGACAUCCCUUCCUCCUGCUGUAGGAGAACUAGAAAAUCUUCAGAAACUUAUGUCAGGACUGAAGCACUUGGACUGUAGUUCAAAUCUCUUGGAAGCUAUACCUCCUGAACUAGCUGGCAUGGAAUCACUGGAAUUGCUUUAUUUGUGGAGGAAUAAAUUACGUUUUCUACCAGAAUUUCCUUCUUGUAGGCUACUGAAGGAAUUGCACGUGGGUGAAAACCAGAUUGAAGUGUUACAGGCAGAGCAUCUGAAGCAUCUGAAUUCUAUCCUUGUGCUAGACCUGAGGGAUAACAAGUUGAAAUCUGUUCCAGAUGAAAUUACACUAUUACAGUCUUUGGAAAGGCUUGACCUAAGCAACAAUGAUAUUAGUAGUCUGCCUUAUUCAUUGGGAAAUCUUCAUUUGAAAUUCCUUGCACUAGAAGGAAAUCCUUUAAGAACCAUUAGAAGAGAAAUUAUAAAUAAAGGAACCCAAGAAGUCCUAAAAUAUUUACGAAGCAAGAUCAAAGAUGAUGGAUCUAGCCAGAGUGACUCUGUCACUGAGACUGCAAUGACACUGCCAAGUGAGUCCCCGGUCAACAUACACGCCAUCCUCACACUAAAAACAUUAGACUACAGCGAUAAGCAAACAACUUUGAUUCCUGACGAAGUUUUUGAUGCAGUAAAGAGCAACAUCAUCACUACUGUUAACUUUAGUAAGAAUCAGCUGUGUGAUAUUCCAAAAAGGAUUAUUGAACUAAAGGAAAUGGUUUCUGAUGUUAAUCUCAGUUUUAAUAAGAUUUCCUUUGUGUCCUUGGAGUUUUGUAUGCUUCAAAAACUGACAUUUUUGGAUCUCAGGAACAAUUUUUUAAAUUCUUUGCCUGAAGAAAUGGAAUCAUUAAUAAGACUACAAACAAUAAAUCUUUCCUUUAACAGGUUCAAAGUGCUGCCUGAAGUUCUAUAUCGUAUCCUUACACUUGAAACAGUUCUGAUUAGUAACAAUCAGAUUGGAUUUGUGGACCCUCAGAAAAUGAAGACCAUGGAAAAUCUGACCACCCUGGACCUUCAGAAUAAUGACCUCCUCCACAUUCCACCUGAACUUGGCAACUGUGUGAACUUAAGAACAUUACUACUAGAUGGAAAUCCAUUCCGCGUCCCUCGAGCAGCCAUACUUAUGAAAGGGAUAGCUGCUAUACUGGAAUAUCUGAGAGACCGGAUUCCUAUUUAAGUUGGAGUCAUUUCUUAAUGCUAGUCAUGUUAAUUCUUAAAAGAAAACAUUUUGUUUUAGUAUUAUCUUAACAAUGAUUGCUAUCAUUGAUCUUAGAGGUCCCUAGUAUCACCUAGCCAUUUGUAUAAACUGGCCUGCGCCGUGUUCUCUGCCACUAAGUAUUUUUACAUUAAUGACUAUUUAGCAUUUUUUAAGGUGUUGUAUGUGAUAUGUGCUCCACAUAGCAUGCUCAUAAAUUUGUUAUGAAUGUUUUACAUAGUUUUUAUCCCAUUCAGUUUCAUUUUCUUAUAGCAAGCAAUUUCUUCAAAAGUUAAUUUUUAUUUAAUGUGAUUUAAUGUUUUUAUAAUAUAGCAUUUUUGUAGAACUGUUUUUUAUUUCUUUUUAUAUUCCAUGUAAUGUGACCAGUUGACUUGAAUAUGACUAUUCAGUGUCUACCUUUUACUUACAUAUAAAUUGAAAUUAAUUUUACUGAAUACUGUUUUUUGGCAUUUAAAGAAUAAGACCUUUCAUUACUCAUGAUAGGAUUUUUAUCAUAUGGUUGUUCUCAGUACAAGUUUUAACAGUCACUGUCUUGUUUUAAUCUAGUUAAAAUGUUUCUCUCCUACCUCUCAGGCAUUAUCAAUUCUGAUAAAAUGAUUUCAUAAAACAGGGGGGAAAACCUACCUGUCAUUUUCCGUCUGAUAAAACAGUAAUGAAGUAAAGGGGAUUGCUAAUGUCACAGGAAUGCUAUUCAAGAUACGAUUAUUGGAGAAAAUAGCGAGUGUGUUGUUACAACUGCUCUUACAAUGUAGAAUUUAAAACUUGCCAAUAUUUUUAAUGAUGUCUUGGUAUUGUUUUCAUAUAAUAAACUAGUACUUUUGGAUUUAAGACAAAGAGAUUGUAUCUGUGUAUUUUUUCCUUGAAUGAGAGUGUGAGCAUUUAAAAAUACCUUUCGCUCCUUAAAGUAUUGAAGAUCUUAUCUUAGUGACUCUGUAGAUAACAGCAACAGAAAACAGUAACAUAUACCACAUAGAAAUUUUGAAAUGUACUUUGUUUAAACACUAAGCAGUUAUUUGUGUUCCUAACUAUUCUCUCUGUGUUUUAACCUAAUAUUGCGUGUCUUCUUAUUUCUAGCACCUUAAUUUUAAAGUUUGCUUGUAAACCUUUUUUUUUAAUCUUUCUUUUUAUUUCAUUUUUUUGAGACAGGGACUCACUCUGCUGCCUGGGCUAGAGUGCAAUGGGGUCAUCAUAGAUCACAGCAACCUCAAACUCUUGGGCGCAAGCAAUCCUCCUACCUCAGAUUCCUGAGUACUUGGGACUGCAGGUGUGCACCACCACACCUGGCUAAUUUUUUCUUUUUAGUGGAGAUGGAGUCUUGCUCUUGCUCAG
Molecule: messenger RNA, 2922 nt
Organism: Nycticebus coucang (slow loris)
Lineage: Eukaryota; Metazoa; Chordata; Mammalia; Primates; Lorisidae
Product: leucine-rich repeat-containing protein 40-like
Molecular function (GO): protein binding
Source: RefSeq, a predicted model, not a curated record